Messenger RNA from Anolis sagrei ordinatus, 9948 nucleotides. It is a transcript of the gene LY75, whose product is annotated as lymphocyte antigen 75. Gene Ontology annotation, molecular function: signaling receptor activity. Gene Ontology annotation, cellular component: external side of plasma membrane. The record is from RefSeq and is a predicted model, not a curated record. Lineage: Eukaryota; Metazoa; Chordata; Lepidosauria; Squamata; Anolidae.
GCUUGCCCUCCACUUGGAGUCGGCAGUGGCACUCUUGCAAGCGAAGGGGCCCCAUUGCGACUCAGAGCGAUGAGGCGGCCGCUUGGGAAGCUCAAUUCCCCCUGCAGAGUGGCCCUGUGCCUGGGGCUGGUGGCCACCCUCCUGGGCGGUGCAGGCUCUUCAGAUGACAACACUUUCACCAUACGCCAUGAAAAAGCCAACAAGUGCAUCCAGGUCAAAAACCAGCAAGUUACAGCUGAAGACUGCCAAGAGACAAAAGAGACCUUAUGGACAUGGGUCUCCCAACAUCGCCUUUUUAACUUGGGAUCCCAAAAGUGCCUUGGAAUAGAUACCACCAAAUCCAAGGAACCCUUGAAAAUAGUGGAUUGUGAUUCAGACAUUACACUUUGGUGGCGAUGCUCUGAUGCCUCCGUAUAUUCUGCAUCUCAGAACAAACUGAUUUUAAAGAAUGGGGUUUUGACUGUGAGUGUAGACACUUUCGAUGCAUGGAGAAGGAACAAUUCCAGUGAUGUAAUCUGUAAGCUUCCAUACCAUGAAAUUUACACCAGGGAUGGAAAUUCCUAUGGGAAACCUUGUGAGUUUCCCUUCCUGUUUAACAAGACAUGGCAUCACGAUUGCAUACAGAAUGAAAUGUUCCAGGGUGGUGAAUGGUGCUCCACAACCUCCAGUUUCAGUCAACAUGGAAAAUGGGGGUUCUGCUUAAAACCAGAGGAUGGUUGUCAGGAUACAUGGGAGCAUGAUGAGAAAUCUGGAAGUUGCUACCAGCUAAAUACCCAGGCUGCCUUAUCUUGGAAGGAAGCAUAUGUCUCAUGUCAGAGGCAAGGUGCAGAUUUGCUGAGCAUCCACAGCACAUCUGAAUUAAGCUACAUUCAAGCUAAAGAUGGUAUUGCAGAGAUAUUUUGGAUUGGAUUAAACCAACUGGAUCUUUCUGGUGGCUGGCAGUGGUCAGAUCACACUCCAUUGAACUUCCUUAGUUGGGCUCAAGAAAUGCAGAAGACACCUCUCCUAGAUGGAACUGGGUGUGUAGCUAUGAAUGCUGAUGCAGGCAACUGGCAGAGUUAUCCAUGUGAGACUGCGCUUCCAUAUGUCUGCAAGAAACAAUUCAAUAACACCAAAGCAGAAUUUCCAGGAGUUCAGAGCUAUUUGGAGACUGAGUGUGAAUCUGACUGGAAUCCUCACAAUGGGUUUUGCUAUAAGCCUAUAAACAACUCUGCUUCCUGGAAAGAUGCAUAUCAUUCAUGCAAUGCAAGCAAUAGUAACUUAAUCAGCAUACAUUCCCUAGCAGAUGUUGAGUUAGUUGUCACAAAACUUCAUAAUGAAACAGAAGACCAGGUAUGGACAGGCUUCAUGAAUGAGGACACUCCAGCCUUGUUUAAGUGGUCAGAUGGAUCUGAAGUGGAGUUUACUUACUGGGAUCAAAAUGAGCCAAACGUUCCUUUCAACAACACUCCCAACUGUGUAGCAUAUUCAGGAAAGUUGAGUCGAUGGAAUAUCCAGUCUUGUGAACAAAAACUAAAAUAUGUCUGCAUGAAAAAGGGGAAAGUCUUGGAUGCACCCAAAUCUUCUAAAGAUUGCCCUUCAAGUGAGGGAUGGAUAAAGCAUGGAGAUUUUUGUUACAAGAUUGACCAGAAUGAAGUUUCAUUUGGAAAACUAUGCAAUCUCACUAUUACAAACAGGUUUGAACAAGAAUUCAUAAACAGUCUGAUUAGGAGGAACAGCAAAGUUGGAGGGAAGUAUUUCUGGACUGGCUUGCAAGAUAGCAAAUCUUCAGGAGAAUAUAGCUGGGAAAGUGUAGAUGGAAAUUAUGAAAAACUAACAUACACAAACUGGGGCUCUUUCCAGCCAGAUAUUCAAGGAGGAUGUGUGGUUAUGUCAAGUGGAAAACACCUUGGAAAGUGGGAGGUUAUGGAUUGCAAAACGUUUAAAGCAUAUUCUAUUUGCAAGAAAUAUGUUGGACCCAAAAAAGAGCCAGACACACCGCCUAAGGUCACUGACCCAUGUCCGCAAGGAUGGCAGGCUGGAUCAGGUCUUGCCUGUUACAAGUUUUUCCACAAAGAAAGAGUGUUGAGAACAAGAACCUGGGAAGAAGCAGAAAGGUUCUGCGAGGCUCUUGGAGGACACCUUCCUAGUUUCAGCAGUCUGGAGGAAAUGAGAGAAUUCCAUAAAAUACUGAGAAAAACGAUCAGCAAUGACAGAUGGGUCUGGGUCGGGCUUAACAAGAGGGAUCCCGGAUCACUAGAGACAUGGCAGUGGAGUAACAAUCAACCUAUGUCUACUGUUCUUAUGCCUGCUGAGUUUAAAGAAGAUGAAUAUGAUACUAGAGACUGUGCAGCUCUUAAGACUCUUAGAUCCAUGCGACGUUCAUAUAUAUUUUUCCAUUUUGAAGACAGAAGUGAAGAUUUUUACUUAAAACCUUUCCAUUGUGGUUCAAAGCUUGAAUGGGUAUGCCAGAUCACUAAAGGUCGUACUCCAAAUGUACCAGAGUGGUACAAGCCAGAUGAAGAUGGACUUCAUGGGCCAGCGCUGAAUAUUGAUGGAUCUGAAUUCUGGUUUGUGCCCCAUAAGCGCCUGAGUUACCAAGAGGCUUCUCUCUACUGUUCUGAGAAUGACAGUGACUUAGCUUAUGUGGCGUCCUUCACAGCGCUAAUACAGAUUUUAAACAGAAUGGCAAAUUUAACAGAUGAGAAACAGAAUUGGUGGCUGAAAUACAUACCUCCUACGAGUCACUACCAUUCCGUUUUUUCAAUAUUUGCACACUAUCGUGAGAGAUACUUCAGAGAUUGUUGGCACAUUUCCUCUCACAGCUGGUACAAAGAUAACAUUAUAAGCUGCAAUACAAAACUUCCCUUCAUCUGUGAAAAAUACAAUACGUCACUUCUGGAGACACACGAUCCUAGUUAUAAGCCACCUCAGAGAAAGUGUCCUGAAAAGUGGCAUAGUUUUCUCAACAAGUGUUUUCAGAUAGUGCCUUCUCGAGAUUUAAAAUUUAAAGAGGCAAAUGAAUAUUGCAAUGCAUUUGGAGGCCUGCUUCCUUCCAUCAGAAAUCAAGCUGAACAAGAUUUUAUAACCUCCUUGCUUCCUGGCUUACCCCAAAAUAUUUGGAUUGGUCUGCGCCUUCAGCUUCAGUCACGUGAAAAUAAAUGGGUAGAUGGAAGCCCUCUAGAAUAUAGCAAUUUCCACCCAUUGCUUCAAGGCAGGCUAAGGAGGGUUAAUCUAGAUUUUUUUGAUGCGGAAGUGAACGCCCAAUGUGGUGUUUUGCUUAACAAUCUCAAUUCUCAUGUGGGAACCUGGAACUUCACUUCCUGUGCUGACAUCAAUUCUGUAGCCAUCUGCCAACGAGAGGCAGAGGCUGCAGAAAACCAGACACAGCAAAUGCUUAAUGUCACCUGGAACUAUCGAAAUGUCACAUACACCGCACUUCUGAAGAACUUGACGUGGUUUGAUGCACAGCAGGAAUGCCUCCAGAAGAAUAUGCAGCUGGUUAGCAUUACAGAACAAUUCCAGCAGGCUUUUCUUGCUAGUCAAGCUGCCCGCUAUAAUUACCCACUGUGGAUUGGACUCUCCAGUAAAGAUGACGGAAUACAUUACCAUUGGUUGGACAGAAAACAUAUUAGUUUCAGUCGCUGGUCUAAUGACGAUGCAGAUUUGCUUGAUAACUGUGUAUAUUUGGAUACUGAUGGAUUCUGGAAAACGUCUGAAUGUUACUCAGAAAUGCCAGGCGCAGUUUGCUACUUGCCAGGAAAUGAAACUGAAAAAACAGAAUUAUACCAUGAAUCUGUUCAUUGUCCCCAUAAGAUAAAGAACACACCGUGGGUAGCAUUUCGAAACAAUUGCUAUACAUUUCUGAUCACAAAAAAUAGAAUGAGUGGAUUGAGAUCAGGUGAAGGCCACCACUUAUGCAGGAUGAUGAAUAUAAAUGCCUCUCUCCUGAAUAUCAGGGAUGAAGGAGAAAAUAAUUUUGUUGUUGAGCAGCUGCAUGCUUUCAGUGGCCUUGCUCAGUGGCUCUGGUUGGGCCUGCUUUAUGAGGCAGAUGACAACACUCUAAGGUGGUAUGAUGACUCACGCUUGUCGUACAAUAACUGGAGACUUGGAAGGCCUUCCGUCAAGAGCAAUAAUUUUGUUGCUGGUGUCAGCUUGGAUGGCUUCUGGGAUAUUUACAACAAUACAGAAAACUGGGUACACCUGCAGUUCAGUUUACAUAGUGUCCUUGUCUGUAAAAUAGAAAUGGAACCCAAAGAGGACAAACCACCGCUGCCUACAGCACUGCCGUAUAGAAACAAUACGUAUUGGGUUCUUCAAAAACAGCUCAGCUGGUAUGAUGCAUGGAAAGAAUGCAAAAGAAAAGGAAGUGAGUUAGCCAGCAUACACAGUGAAUCAGAGCAAGUAUUUAUGGAAGCUAUUGCGAAGAAUGAUGGAUUUCCUCUAUGGAUUGGUUUGUCCAGUCAUAAUGGAAGUGAUUCUGAUUUUGAGUGGUCUGAUGGAAGUGCAUUUGAUUACAAGCCCUGGGAGUAUGAGCAUUCACUUCCUCCUGGAAACUGUUUCCUCUUAGACACUAAAGGAAUGUGGAAUCGUAUGAAAUGCACAAAUCAAGUUGAUGGUGCUAUUUGCUACUCCUCACCUAACAAAAUAGAGUCAAAGCAAGCAGAAAGUUCUACAAAAUGUCCAAAGACUACUGGGGGAUUAUCACAAUGGAUACCAUAUAAAGACCAUUGCUAUGCAUUUGAUAUGGGAUUUUACAAUUUCUCAACGUAUACCUCAGAUGCUGCGAAAGAUGUCUGCAAGAAACUUGAUCCUUCUGCAGCACUUUUGACUAUCAAUGAUGCAGAUGAAAAUAAGUUUGUGAUGACAUACUUAAGGAAACAUUACUUCAUUACUGGAAGGGUAUGGCUUGGAAUGCAGUCUAAUGCUAAGUCCUUGAAGUGGCUGGAUGGCUCAGAGGUUACAUAUGUCAACUGGGCCAAGGGAAAGGAAAAUGCCAAUGGUGAAUGUAGUGUAAUCUUUUCAGCAAAUGGGACAUGGUCCAGGAUAGACUGCAAGGAUGUCCAGAGCAGAGUUGUGUGCAAGGUUCCUCAAGUUUCUAAUCAUACAGGAGGAGCUAUAGCAGUUGCUGUUUUAAUUAUUAUGGUUCUCCUUGCUGGAUUAUUAUACUACCUUUAUAAAAAGAAACGACUACAGUGGGGCGGAUUCUCUUCCGUACGCUAUGAACGAGGGAUCCACGAAGAGGAAACGGACAGCAUGUUUGCCAGGGAUGGUGAUUGAAGAACGACGUCUGCUUGGCUGCUUUUAAACAAGAUCUAGAAUGGGCUAUGCUAACAUCUUCUUACAGGGUUUGCUUUGGCAUAUCUGUGUGAAAUCUAUUAAGUAGCAGCAGGUAAAUUUUGGCCUCUGAGUAUUGCUACAAUUUUUGUUCCUUAUCAUGCAUUCAUUGAAAGCAACCCUUUGCCCAACAUUAGGAGAAUAAUAUGUCUCGUCAACAGCUAUGUAAACUCCAGUUGAACUUUGCACUUUUUGUGGUCUUUUAAGAUUUGCACACGCAUGCUGUGAUCCUGACUUUGGUAUUGGGACGUACGGCAUAUGCUCAUAUGAAGUACAGAUGCCUGUGAAUACAGUUUUGAAAUGUAACUUAUUGAACAUAAACUAUAUAAUGUGGUAGUUUGAAAUACCAACCAUGCUCCAUUUGGCUUAAGAUCUAUUGGAUACAGAGUUUUAUUUUUAAUACUUUGUGUUGAAAUUGGGGCUUCUUUGGCCCAAGAUUUCUUCCAACUUAUUGAAAUAUAUAUAUAUAUAUAUAUAUAUAUAUAUAUAUAUAUAUAUAUAUAUAUAAGUUUCUCAAGAAAAAGAAUCAUGCAAUUUACCAGACUACAUUUUGACAGGGUUUAACUUGAAUAAGCCAUAUAUGCCAUUCCUCAUAGAUAGAUAUGGAAUGAGCAAAAUCACAAGCUAAACAAAAACUUCACUCGUCUAGGAUAAAAAGUUACACUCUUUACUCUUGAUGUAGUGUUUCACAUUCAUUCUUUUCUCGUAUUACUUUUGCCAUAUUUGUUGACCUUAAAAGAGGUACUAGUUAUGUUCUUUAUUGACAUGUUAAAUACACUGGCAGGAAUCUACAGACACAAAGGGUGAUGAAAUGCUUCUAACAUGGUUCAGCAGUGUUGCAUGGAGUGAGUCUCAGCCCUACUUACUAUGCCAUUACAGAUCCUAUCUCUUGAUACUGUGCUGUGAGUGGGGAAAUCCCUUGAUUUCAUGUGAAAUUCUGCUCACAAACAUUGUUCACCAUAUGAUGACAAUUUUCAUAUGGAUCAAGCAGCCUUUAGCUGGCAGCCAUUACAUGUAAACUAACCCAUAGGAUGUAAUACCACACACACAGACACUCUCAUCUGAGAACAAGCCCUACCAAACACAGCUGGACAUGUUUCUGAGUAGAUAUGUAUAUAAUUGUGUUUUUACAGAGCUUUUAAAAUUAAUUAUAUUUUAAAACUUGAAUUAUAACAUUAAGAUCUUUUAAUUUAAGCAGUGAUAUAGUGCUCAAAUUUGAAGGCAUGUCAGUAUCCCUGACUGUGUCUAAUACGAAAGAAGAGUUGUUAUCUAAGGAGGUAGACCUUGGAUUUUUUCAUUCUUGCAUACAUGAACACAAAAUUUCAGAUUUUUUUCUUCUGAGUAGACUAAAAAUGUAGGGGGCUCUUUUUUGGCAGAUUUUCAAUUCUCUUUUUUUUAGCAUUUAAGAACAUUUUCUGAAAAAUUCAUUUGCAUGAAAAAAGGGGUACUUCUCACAAAGCAGACACUGUUUUCUGUGCACAGCUCUUUCUUUUUGUGAAAAACCCCAAGAUUUUUGUGCAAUUGACCUUUUCCAAAGCAAAUUGUGGAACAUGCCAGUUUCCCCCCCCCCAAAAAAGUUGGCUUAGUACAACAAGACCCCUUCCUUGCCAAUUAAGAGAAAUUGUCCUAACACCCAUGAUUUCAUAUCUCCCAGAAGCACUCUCCAAAUACUUUGCCAAAUACUAAUGAGAUCCAUUGUAUCAAUACUGUUGUUGGGAAACCCAUCUUCCCACCCCUCUUAAGUUGAAGACUAAGUCAGAAAGUAGGGAAGGACUUGAGGUCUCUGGUAAUAAGGUGCCCUAGGAUCAUACAUGUCAAAUACAUGUUGAACCACAUCCCUACAGCUUUCAUUAGUGUCUAUUAAAUCAUUUUUAUCUUUAUAUGUUAAGAGUUCAAGUUCAUCAUGUUUAUUUCCUCUGUACUAUACAUUAGUGUAGAAACACUUGAUACUAUGGUUAAUUAGCUCCAGAUCAUCCUCAUUAUUGCUUUCUGCCCGGGGAUAGAAUCAUGUUCCACACUGUAUUUUUGCUUUCAUUAUUUUAGCUUUCAGUGCAGUUUCAAACUACAUUGAAUGGCAAUGUCGAUAGGGCCUUGGUGACCAGAAAGUUCUAGGUGCACUACAUCAUUGAUUUAAGAUAACAUUAAGGAUGUCAUAACUCAAUCGAGUAAAGGUGUACAAAGUGUUUGAGCCACUGUUUAAAUAAUGCUACUGCUUUUAAAAUUAAUUUUGUUGAGGAUAAUAGUAAAACUGAUUUACAGCUAAGUUAGUUUGUAUUGGCAUAUACGCAUAUUUAAAUAGCCAGCUGUUAACUUAUUGUUUCCAAAUGCAAUUGCCAUGGCCCAGCAUCACACAGAUGGGAGCUUCCCAUUUCAUGUUAAGAGAGGAAAUUAUCUCUGCUACCAUAUUGCAUUUCUUCUCAUAUAUAAGAGCAACUCAUGUAUGCAUUGUGUACUGUAUUGUUACUCAUUGGUUAUGAUCCAUCCCUGUAGACUAUGCAUCAAAAUAGGAGCAUUUAAUAAUUCUAUCAUAAUCAGAAUAGCAGAAAUACAAAAAAACAACAACACUGUAUUAGCUUAUCAAUGCAUCCCUUUCUGAGACAUUUUUAGCAGUCUCUUUUUCAAGGCAUUGACCCAUCUUACGCAGUACUGUAUGUCUACAAGGAGGCCUUUGUGCAUAUGGAAAACAACUCUUCUAGAUAGGCUUUAAUAUGUAUUCAUGCUAUUGGGCUCUGUUUCCCCUUUGCUAGGAUCCAUCUGCAUGAUCAUUUUAAAAUUUGUAAAAUGGGAUGUCAGCCAUUGAGUGCCAUUCAGUUCCCAUUAAAAGUAAGGAGAAAGAGCUAGCAAGAUGACAAGGAAAAGUUGUGCAACUUCUCAUACCUGGAUAGGUGUGUUCUAAUGACUAGCAGAGAUGGAGUAAUAACCUAAAAUUAAAAGUAUAGCUUCCAAAAAAAAGUUAAUUUAUAGAGAGAGGUAACAGUAAAAAGAGAAGUAACUAGACUACUGAAUAUUAAAAGUACAUGCAACAGGUGUCCCUGACACUAGCACAAAACCAUUUCACGCCACAAUAGUAAUAGCUUUAUGCUCACUAGGGGAAGAAAGUAUUCAAGAAUCCAAAAUUCUAGUCAUGGGAUAUAUAUGGAAAUUAUAAUACAGUAUUCCCUCACUUAUCGCGGGUGUUACUUCCAAGGCCACCCGCGAAAAGUGAAAAUCUGGAAAGUAGGGAUGCUAUAUACCCGCAAAACAGCGAGUCCGCAAAAAGCGAACCGCAAAGUAGCGAGGGAACACUGUACUCUUGCAAUCAACAAUAGUAUUUCAAGAGAACAUGGGUUCAAAAAACCAACCAAAAAAGAUAAUGUGCAAAAACUAAUGAUGCCGGAACGUCCUUAAUGAAGUGCCUCUAUGAAUAGCCCAGGGUUGCUUACACAUGUCUUUAUCUGUAAUCUGAGAGAAUGUGAGAAAAUGCACUUUACUUUUGUUGAGCUCAUGAUUUAGAUCAAUACAAUGACUUUAACCAAGAUCUAAAAUAAUAACAGUAAAGAGAUCUGCUUUGAAAAAUAAAAUAAAAUUGGCAUUUGGUAACAAUGGUAAAAUUGGCAACAGUGGCCAAGAUCCUGUUGGGUCUUUAUGCCACUCAAAGAAACCUAUCCGCAGAUGUCAAAGGAAGUAGUUCCCUCUCUUUGCCAAAGACCCCGUUGUCCAUGUUCCUCUCUUAUCUUCUGGACCAUAUACCAAGGGAUACAUGGGUUACAUCAGGAGGGGAAAUCAACAUCUUCAGAGAUGUUUCUGACAGGUUUUCUACCCUUUAGGACCCAAUUGGAAUUUGCUCAGUGUAUUUCUAACUUACGACCCAGUUUACAGAUGGUGGUGCUUGCCUGCCAUACAGAUGUUUGGUGUUACAAUCUUUAAUAUAGCCAGUGAGAAAUAAUAAGAGAAGUAGUAAGGGGCUACAUUCAGUCUAUACACAAUAUACAAAUCAAAGCAAAUAUCUAACUGCAUAUAAAAAGACACACAGGAGCCUGAUUUUUCAGACUUUUGCAUAUACUCAACUGCAAGUGCAAGAGGACAUGUGUGUUUACUGCAUGUUAUGCUCCUUUCUGUCUGCAGUAAUUACUAGGCUGUGUAGUCAUUUUCAAUUCUCUAAUUCUGUAUGCUCAGUAUCACUAAAUUUAUGACUAUUUGUACACAUGGGCUUCUUUUGAUGUGAAUUUACAAAAGGAAAGUUUAUUUUAAAUAAAUGAUCAGGGCUGUUCAAUUAUGCAAAAUAUAGAUAAAUUAUUAUCAUGUUUCUAUAAAGUGUUUAUAUAAUAUUCUGAAAAAUACAAAUUUUAUAAGUUAUGUUUUUAAUUGUGGGGAUGCGGGUUUAUUUCCAAAAUUAUUUGUUCUUGAAUGUGUUGAGAAAUGCUAUGUAAAUUAAUACAAAUGCCUUAAUUUCGCUAAUUAGCCCUCUUCCAAGUUUCACCACAGAACUGAAACGAAAGUAGUUUUAGAAGGAUCUUUAAUGGUUGUUAAAUUAGAUUGGUACUGUUUUUGCAAGAAAUUAAAGACUAUUCUUUUCACUAUUAAAAUGUUUUGUAUUCUUCAGUAUUUAAAAAAUGUCAUUGUUAAUAAAGCUCAAAUCUCAUCGUAAACAAA